CGACUUUGGUUUAGAGUACGAAGCCGAAAGUGUUUUAUUUGAUCGCCACUGGUAUCUGUUAAACAGCUGUUGAUAUUGUUUUUUUGUAUUAAAUGUCAUUUUAAGCGGUUUUUGGAUUAUUUGUUGUAUAAUUUUCCAACGAUUAACACAUAAAAGAUGUUUAGACAAAUUGCUUUGGUGCCUUCUCUCUUGGCCAGACGUGCCAUGAGUCAAUCCUCUGCCCCUGGACAGGUUAAUAGCUAUACACCUAACAAUUUGGAAAAAAGAUUUUUGGUAUGGACUGGCAAGUAUAAGUCCGUCAAAGAGGUGCCCAAUUUUGUGAGUGCUGAAGUUAUGGAACGUAGCCGUAAUAAAAUGCGUAUUCGUAUUGCCAAUAUCAUGAUGGGUCUAACCGUUCUUGGUUGUGCUCUUAUGAUUUACAGUGGCAAAGAAGCUGCCAAACGUGGUGAAAGUGUUACUAAACAAAAUAUCGAAUGGCAUAAGAGAUACAAUGAACUUAAUGCCACUAAGGAAACCAAGGAAUAAGUAAAUUAUACUCUUUAAGUUUAAGAUUUUGAAACCUAUCCCAAAUUCCCGCAUUUUUUUUUCUCGAUUUUUUAUUUUUAUGUUUAUGCAAUAUUAAAUGUUUGAUAUAUAUUUUGUUUAGAUACUUGUAAAACAAGUGAAGUUUUUAUCAUUAUUAUUAUUAUUAUUAAAUAAAUAAACUAUAAAGUGCUUGUAA
Messenger RNA from Lucilia cuprina (Australian sheep blowfly), 721 nucleotides. RefSeq names its product UPF0389 protein GA21628-like. Lineage: Eukaryota; Metazoa; Arthropoda; Insecta; Diptera; Calliphoridae. The record is from RefSeq and is a predicted model, not a curated record. Bases 157 to 525 code for a protein of 122 amino acids. The transcript is spliced from 3 exons.